Messenger RNA from Rhagoletis zephyria (snowberry fruit fly), 826 nucleotides. RefSeq lists its product as uncharacterized. The record is from RefSeq and is a predicted model, not a curated record. NCBI's taxonomy places the organism in Eukaryota, Metazoa, Arthropoda, Insecta, Diptera, Tephritidae.
GAUUUCGCGCAUAAAAAAUCUGGCAACCCUAUAUAUAAACUAUUUGGUAUUUGUUGUAUAAUAUUUCGCUUUCAUCGGUUUUAUUUUUCACCAGGCGUGUUUGAGUUGAUUACUUGUUUACUAUUGAUUCCGAGAUAAGGAAAUGAUUAUUUAAAUUUUUGCAUGCUGAAUGAACCGUUUCUAUCGAAUAACAAAAGGCUUAAAUAAAUAAAUACCAUUGCUAUAUUUUUUGGAAAUGAAGAAAGAUCUGCUGAUAACUUGUCACAGUCUCGAAAAAACAUAAGAAACCGCUCCAACUUCUUAAAAAUGUGUGAUAAAGAAUUUGUGCAACAUUUUCGAUUAACAAAAGAUGCUUUCAAGUACGUGCUAACUGAAGUCAAAGACAAAUUGAAGAAACGUUCCCGUACAUCCGCUUUGUCGGCAGAAUUAAAAUUUGCAGCUACAUUAAGAUUUCUAGUGGAGGGAAGCUAUCAACUUGGAGCCGGUAAUGAUUUUAAUAUAGGUAUUGCGCAGUCGACUAUGUCUGGAGUCCUAAAGGAGGUGCUAGAUUGUCUGGAAGAACAAAUUUGUCCAAAGUGGAUAACAAUGGAAAUGACGAAUGAAGAAAAGAUGGAAGCAAAACAACAUUUUUAUGAAAAUACUCACUUUCCUGGGGUUAUUGGUUGUGUGGAUGGUACCCAAAUUAGAAUAAUUACUCCGUGUAGGGAUCAGCAAUAUUUGUAUUUCAACAGAAAGGGGUUACCAGUCUGAACGCAAUGGUUGUAAGUACAUACAUAGGUUUGGUUAGGUUAGGUUAGAGUGGCUGCCCCGCGCAGAGCGCGGAGCA